Messenger RNA from Malania oleifera, 1059 nucleotides. RefSeq names its product ATP synthase subunit delta', mitochondrial-like. Bases 208 to 822 code for a protein of 204 amino acids. The transcript has 2 exons. Gene Ontology annotation, biological process: proton motive force-driven ATP synthesis. NCBI's taxonomy places the organism in Eukaryota, Viridiplantae, Streptophyta, Magnoliopsida, Santalales, Ximeniaceae. Gene Ontology annotation, molecular function: proton-transporting ATP synthase activity, rotational mechanism. The record is from RefSeq and is a predicted model, not a curated record.
AAUUUACAGAGUUAAUUGCUGAUUAGCAAACACCGCCUAUAUUGCAUCUGAAAAUUUCAAGCAAUGGUUAUUUCAAGGAAUUGAGUUAUCAGCACAACUUUCAAACGCACGCAGUCUUUUGUUCACUCGACGCUCGUGUCGCAGUCCGACCCUCCCCCUCCCUCAUUCCCACACUAUCUCCGACCCUGCGAGCCGAGCGAUCCAACCAUGUUGCGCCACGCCACGCGCCUCCUGACCCGACCCUCGGCCACAGCCGCUGCCGCCAGGGCUCGGCCAUUCUCCACCGCCGGCGUGCCUGCAGUUCCGGUAGGCGACUCAGCGUUCCUGGAGUCUUGGAAGAAAGUGAUCCCGAACAUGGACCCGCCCAAGACCCCGCAGGUCUUCAUGCAGCCUCGGCCGCCCACUCCGUCCUCGAUUCCUUCCAAGCUCACCGUGAACUUUGUUCUUCCUUACGCUUCCGAACUUUCAGCUAAAGAGGUUGACAUGGCCAUCAUACCAGCGACAACUGGGCAGAUGGGUGUUUUACCUGGACAUGUAGCGACAAUUGCAGAGCUGAAACCCGGGGUUUUAUCAGUGCAUGAAGGGAAUGAGGUGACAAAGUAUUUUAUUAGCAGUGGCUUUGCAUUUAUCCAUGCAAACUCAUAUGCUGAUAUAAUUGCCGUUGAGGCUGUGCCAAUUGAUCAAAUUGACCCGGGCCUGGUCCAAAAGGGGCUUGCGGAGUUCACCCAGAAGCUGAGCUCGGCCUCUACUGAGUUGGAGAAAGCUGAAGCCCAAAUUGGAGUGGAUGUGCAUAGUGCUCUUAAUUCUGCCCUCACAGGUUAAAUUGUUAAGUUUCUGCAUCCCUUCCUGAUUUAUUUUUAUUUGAAAAUUUGUUGGCUGACUGUUGGAUUCUUUUUUAGAGGAAGGAGCUUUGAAUACUUUGUUUUUGUAUUCUCAUGUUUCAUGUGGGGAUGGAAGAUUGCCUAUGCAUAUAAUUUGUCAUGUUAGUUUUCAAAAAAAAAACAAAUGCUGAGAAGAAAUUAAACCUGUAAAAACACACUUCCAGUGUGUUUUAUCUUC